CGCACAGAUUUCAAACAUACUUGGCUAGGUAGCAUGCUCCCUUCCUACUGCUGCCUUUCCAGAUGCAACGGAGCUCGGGGAUCUCUCGCUGUCUGAUCAUAAAGGAAGAUUGUAUUUUUUUUUUUUGUUUUUCUCUUUUUUUUCUUUUAUAAGUUUCAGCUUUAAUAUUACCAGAUUCAAUUAUUUUUUUUUUUCUUUAAGGAAACUCCAUCUGCUGGAUUUAAAAUCAAGUGACGAAUGAAGAUCUUCAUUGAAUGAGACCCUAGUAAGAAAUGGCUCACCUUCUCCCAGCAGCCGCAUUUCUCAGAGCAGAAGGAACAGAACUGCAGACCCCUGUGGCAUGAACAAAGCCUCUGGCACCGAAAAUCCAAGAGGAUGUCCCUAACCGACGAGCUGGAGAGCCACUUCUCUGCAACCCCCUACAUGGUGACAGACACAAGCGAGGGCAGCCUGUUGAGAAUCAGACUCAAUGCCUCUGCCAAUGCCACUGAGGUUGGCAUGCCAGCUGCCAGUUCCAUGGAGGACAUGAUCGCCAUCUGCACCAUCGGGACAAUCCUCUCCCUCAUGUGUGUGAUAGGGGUGACAGGCAACGUCUACACCUUGCUAGUGAUGUGCCAUUACUUGAGAUCAUCUGCUUCCAUGUAUAUUUACAUCAUCAACCUUGCGCUGGCCGACCUGCUCUACCUUCUCACCAUCCCUUUCAUUGUUGGGACCUACUUCAUUCAGAAAUGGUACUUUGGGGACAUUGGCUGUCGCAUCCUGUUCAGUCUGGACUUUCUCACAAUGCAUGCCAGCAUCUUCACCCUCACAGUCAUGAGCACAGAGCGCUACUUUGCUGUGUUGAAGCCCCUGGACACUGUGAAGAGGUCCAAGAGUUACCGAAAGGCAAUUGCUGUUGUUAUCUGGCUGGUGUCACUACUACUCACUCUCCCAAUGCUCAUCAUGAUCCAGCUGGUGCAAAGGGACAACAAAAGCAUCUGCCUGCCCACUUGGAGCAAGCUCUCUUACAAAGUCUAUCUCACCAUCCUUUUUGGCACCAGCAUUGUGGGCCCAGGGGUAAUCAUUGGUUACCUUUACAUUCGAUUAGCUAAGAUUUACUGGGUGUCACAAACAGCAUCCUUCAAGCAGACCAAGCGGCUGCCAAAUCAAAAAGUGCUCUAUUUAAUCUUCACAAUAGUGCUGGUGUUCUGGGCUUGCUUCUUGCCUUUCUGGGUAUGGCAGCUCCUCUUCCAGUAUUAUGAAUCCUUCUCUUUAUCUCCCAAGGUGAUGAAGAACAUUAAUUAUCUGACAACUUGCCUGACCUACAGCAACAGCUGUAUCAACCCCUUCCUCUACACCCUGCUCACCAAAAACUACCGGGAAUACCUGAAGAACAGACAGCGGUCCCUUAGCAGCAGCAGUGGGUACUUCCAAAGGAGGAAUCGGUUUCAGAGAAUUUCAGGGAGAUCCCUAUCCACAAGCAGUCAGCACUGCACAGAGACAUACGUUCUUGCUCACGCUCCUUUGGGCAACAGCAGUGCCUGAAUAUAAAAUAUAUCUCCAAGAACAAUCAAUAUUGACCUCACUGUUGCUUUGAUUUAAAGAGUACAUUGUAAAGGCAAAGCCUUAGCAGAUCUAUAAUGUGCACACGUUUAGUUCAGAGGCUAACAGUGUCGUAUGCCUGUUCUCAUUUUCUUCAGUGCAACUGAUUUGAUGCUAGAAACAUUCAGCCAAACAUCUAUCUAAAUAGCCUUUCACUUUUUAUGUUUAUAUUUUACAGUGUACGUCUCCUCAAGUAGCCAUCAAUAAUAAAAGUCUAUUAUAGGGCCAUGUUUUUAAUAGCAUCAUCUGUCUCAUGAGUUUAAAAUUAUGUUAUCCAUGAAUGGCUGUAGUUUGUACUUUC
Cuculus canorus (common cuckoo) is the source of this 1882-nucleotide messenger RNA. RefSeq names its product urotensin-2 receptor. The transcript has 2 exons. Gene Ontology annotation, cellular component: membrane. Gene Ontology annotation, biological process: blood vessel diameter maintenance; regulation of blood pressure; neuropeptide signaling pathway. Lineage: Eukaryota; Metazoa; Chordata; Aves; Cuculiformes; Cuculidae. Gene Ontology annotation, molecular function: urotensin II receptor activity. The coding region runs from base 376 to 1524 and encodes 382 amino acids. The record is from RefSeq and is a predicted model, not a curated record.